This is a messenger RNA of Knipowitschia caucasica, 2943 nucleotides long. Lineage: Eukaryota; Metazoa; Chordata; Actinopteri; Gobiiformes; Gobiidae. The record is from the annotation of a GenBank genome assembly.
AUGGGCAGCAGUCUGUGGUCAACAGUCUAUGGUCAGCAGUCUAUGGGCAGCAGUCUGUGGUCAACAGUCUAUGGGCAGCAGUCUAUGGGCAGCAGUCUGUGGGCAGCAGUCUAUGGGCAGCAGUCUGUGGGCAGCAGUCUGUGGGCAGCAGUCUAUGGGCAGCAGUCUGUGGGCAGCAGUCUGUGGUCAACAGUCUAUGGGCAGCAGUCUAUGGGCAGCAGUCUGUGGGCAGCAGUCUAUGGGCAGCAGUCUGUGGGCAGCAGUCUGUGGUCAACAGUCUAUGGUCAACAGUCUAUGGGCAGCAGUCUGUGGGCAGCAGUCUAUGGGCAGCAGUCUAUGGGCAGCAGUCUGUGGGCAGCAGUCUGUGGUCAACAGUCUAUGGUCAACAGUCUAUGGGCAGCAGUCUAUGGGCAGCAGUCUGUGGGCAGCAGUCUAUGGGCAGCAGUCUGUGGGCAGCAGUCUGUGGGCAGCAGUCUAUGGGCAGCAGUCUAUGGGCAGCAGUCUAUGGGCAGCAGUCUGUGGGCAGAUGUCUGUGGGCAGCAGUCUAUGGGCAGCAGUCUGUGGGCAGCAGUCUAUGGGCAGCAGUCUGUGGGCAGCAGUCUGUGGGCAGCAGUCUGUGGGCAGAUGUCUGUGGGACACAUGGAUCAGCAUGGGAAAGAGGCUGAUGUGUGCAACCUGAAGGCACAGGACACCGGCGCGUUCACAGUCGGAGGUACGACCCCCGAGAGUCCCAUUAAGAUGCCGCUGUUCUUUAGGAAGAAGAAGCCCAGUGAUGAGGCCAAGAAGAGACUGGAGUAUCUGUUAUGUCGGUCCAUGGAGGCUGGUGCUGAUGACAUAUUGGAUAUCUCUUCUUGUGAGCUUUCAGAGAUUCCUUCCAGUGUGUUUUCCAAUUGUAAGCACUUACAGAAAAAGGUUUUGAUUGUUCACAGCAACGAAUUAAAGUCUUUGGUUCCCAAAGGUUGUGACCUCACUACUUUAGUCACUCUGAAGGUGUUGGACCUGCAUGAAAAUAAGCUUUCAUCCCUCCCUGAUGACAUUGGAAAACUAACACAUCUUCAGAUAUUAAAUCUCGAAAAGAACCAUAUAAAGAUGCUGCCAGAGUCCAUUGGUGAUCUACGGUUCCUGCAGACCCUAAACUUGAAGGGCAACCUUCUGAGUGAGCUGCCCUCUUCUGUGGGUUCUCUGAGCAGCCUGCGCACUUUAGACGUCAGCGAUAAUCAAAUCACCCAACUGCCCAAAAGAGUAGCGCACAUAAGAACUUUGGAGAGCUUUACUCUUGAUGCGGGUCAGAUGGUUUACCCACCGGACUCUGUGUGCAGAGAUGGGACAGAGUCUAUUCAGCGCUUCCUCUGCUCUGAGCUGGGAGAAGAGUACUGCCCCCCUUCUCAGUACCUGCUGCCAGUGUUGGAGAACGACACUAUCAAAGACAACACCGAUUGCUUGGAUGGCCAGGAAGAGGCCUGGCAGAUGAAAUUUAGUGACUAUGAGAAACGAAAAGAGCAAAAGCAUAUGGAGAAGCUGGUGUUUGAGCAGCAACUGGAGGAAAAGCAUAAGGAGCAUACGCAGCUUUUAUUACUGAACAAUUCUUUCAAAGAAAACAUUCUCAACUCAGUGCGAAAGGAACAGGAGAGGAUAGAGGAAGGCCUCACUCAGCAGCAGAAGGCCCAGGAAGCAGAUCGGCUGCUGGUGUUGGAGAGGGUUCGACAGGCUGAGGACGACAUCACCACCCGCAUUGACAACAUGCUCACUGACAACAAUCGACAAAAGAAGAGUGCAGAGUUUCUCCAAGCCAUGGAAGAGGAGCGGAUUCGUAUGGAGCAUUUAACUGCUAUCACACAAGAAGAAGCCAAUUCACUGAGAGAGCGGGAGGUGGCAGUGGCGAUGCAGAAGAUGCUUUCAGAUAGCUACACUAUGCGUCUCCUGCAGAAAGAAUGUGACUCUCGAAGGCAAAGUCUUGUCUCUGAGGCGUAUAGAAGUAUGGAGACAAUGGAUCGAAAGUUUGACAAAAUGUUGUCACUGCAAGUUUUGGACAAAUCUAAAGCUAUCGCACAGAUAUUACAAGAGGAAGAGAUGCAAAAGGCUGCGUUUCAAGCAUUACAGUUGCAAAAGGACAGUGUGCAUGGCUACAUACGUAACCAGAUUAACAUCAUCGAGGCAGAGUUAAUGCAGCUGACUAAACUGGAGGUUAAAAGACGUAAUCUGGAUGCAGAGAGUUUACAGGAAGUGUUGGUACAGCAGCGUGAAGCUCUUGGUGACUUACUACAGCAACUUCUCAAACAAAGACGCCAAAGAGAGCAGGAGCUGCAGCAGAUUCUGGUGGAGCUCGAGCUGAAGUCUGAGUCCAGUCAGCAGAACUAUUGGAUGAUUCAGUAUCAGCGACUUCUAGAUGCAAAGCCCAUGUCUCUCCGGAUGCAGGAAGCUGGAGUGGAGCUGGAGCUGGUGAAUCUCUUAUGCAGACUUUCAGUCCAGCAUUAUCUGCCUAUUCUGGCUCAUCAUCGGGUAACAACAAAAGCCCUCAGACAAAUGACAUCUGCUGAUCUAAAAAAGCUUGGCAUUAAUGAAGUGGGCAUCCAGAAAGCUCUAUUAAAAUGGGCUCGAGAAGUCUAUCCUCAAGGAGCCUGUAAAACCGCUGAGACAGAAGGUGAAGAUGCAGGACCGUCUGCUCCGAUCGUCCCUUCCCCUUUGCUCUCACACAGAUCUCCAGCCCAUCCCAGUCCACCUCUAACCCCUACCACCCCUGGCACCCCGGUCACACCCUCAGCCCCGAGCCCAUUGGACGGGCCUGGGAGCUCCGAGUGCGUUGUGUGCAUGGAGACAGGGUCUCAGCUGAUCUUCCUGCCGUGUGGACAUGUGUGUUGCUGUCAGGUGUGCAGUGAUGCCCUUCAGAACUGCCCCAUGUGUCGAGCUGCCAUUUCUCAGAGGAUCCGUCUGUUCCACAGCUGA